AUUCAUAUACAAAUUCAAUAAAUCAUCAUAGACAUUAUCCAAAUAAUUAUCAAUCAUCAUCAGAUAUAAAUCAAACAUCACCAAGUAAAUCAUCUUUGUCAACUUCUUACCAAACUCCAUCAACAGCAUCAUCAUUACUUGUUGCAGCACCAACAACUUUAGGAGAAUAUAAUCCAUUUGCUUCAAAUAUUUUAACUACAUCUAUUGUUGAUGUUCUUACUAAAACAAAAGAAUCAACAAAUCAAACAAUAACUAAUAAUGAUGAAUCAACAACAAAAAUGAAUUUUGCUAAUGUUGCUAAAAUGAAUGUACCAAAUAAACAAUCUCAUCAAGAACCAAUUGUUAUAACAAUGAAUGAACCAACAUCUUUAACAUCACAAUCAUCAGAUCCUAAAAUAGCACCGGGUUAUCGUGGUCUACCAAGUACAACAACAUCAAUAAUUCCAUCAACAAAUUUUGAUUCAUUAUCACCAACUUCACAAUUAAGUCGUGCACCAGGUUCUAAUCGUACUCAUCAAUCAAUAUCUCCAUCUCUUACUAAGAUUCCUGUUGAUCAAAAUGGUCAAACAGGUUCAUCAACAACAUCAUCAACAUCAUCAUCACCCUCAUCUCUCAAACAACAAACAAAUCAUUUUAUUCAACCACAACCAUUAUUUCCAACAUUAGAUCAACAAAAACCAUUUGGACCUAUUGGUUCAAAUCGUCCACCAAUAUUAGCCGAUGAAAAUCCUUUUCAAUUACCAUCUAAAUUUUCAUCUAAUCCAGCCCCUAUCUAUCAACAAUUAUUACAUAAUAAUAAUUCAGCUUAUUCAAAUCGAUCAAGUCUAAAUCCAAGUGCACCAGAAUUUCAAGGACCAUUAUCAUCAAAUAUUAUGAAUAUAGCACGUCUUAUGGAACAACAACAACAACAGCAACAUCAGCAGCAGCACCAACAACAACAACCACCAGUCUAUCCAAAUAUUCCUCCUACACGUUCAUGUCAACAAUCAGAUAUGGAAGCAAUUCAACAUGUACAAAAUCAAGUCGUACAUUUUUAUCAUUUACAAACCAAUCAACAACAACAUCUAGUUCAACAACCACUUCCACCACCACCACAAUUACCAACAACAUUACAAAUAGCAAAUAUAUUAGCAUCAAGAGGACAAUUACCACAAGAUACGAAUCAAGCAGCAGCACUUGUUGCUAGCUAUUAUUAUACAAAUUUUUUAUCAAGAACACAACAACAACAACAACCGAACAAUAUUCCUAUAUCACCAAAUGUAAAUACAAACAGUGAUGAUAUAUCAUUACCUUCAGUUGAUCCGACUGUUAUCAUUUCCAAUAGUAAUCAUUCAACCGGUCCUUCAUUAUCGUCUACAAGUACCGGUAAUGACCACAAAAUGGUACCAGCCGCGAUCGGUAGUGAACGUAAACGACAUAUGCCAACAUCAACUACUGUUGUUCCUCCAGGAGUUAUCAAUGAAUGGUCUUCCGUAUCUAAACAACCAUAUCCGUAUCCACAACAACAGACACGUGAUUAUCCACGAUAG
This is a messenger RNA of Adineta steineri, 1529 nucleotides long. The record is from the annotation of a GenBank genome assembly. Lineage: Eukaryota; Metazoa; Rotifera; Eurotatoria; Adinetida; Adinetidae.